UAUCAUUAACAUGCAGCAAAUUCAAGAACAUGACAGGGUAUUUUGAUCUUUGGAUAUAAAAUAAGAAGAACGGACUAGCUCUCUUUAGUUUUGCUGUUUUAGCAGAAAACCAAAUAUGUUUCGAACCCUCCUAAUUUUCUCUUUGGUGAUUUUUCUGAUUCCGGGUGAUGUCUGCGCUUGGGGAAGAUUUAGACAGGCUUUUGAUAAGGUCAAGAAACGUGCUGAAAAAGCAAAGGAGAUUAUUGACAAAAUACAACAAGUUUUGGAUAUCAUAGGAAAGAGGUCAGCAGAUAAGGAUGUAAACCGUUUUGAUAUCUGCAAAUUUUCUUCUUUGGACCUGAAUAUUGAUGGCGAAAUAAGUGAGAGUGAAAUCUCAACUCUGAUAGAAAUGACAGGCAAAACUAAUUUUGCCUCCUACUUUCAACAACUUGAUAUUAACAAAGAUAACAAAGUCACAGAAAGGGAAUACCGAGGCUCCGACAUAAUAAGAAAUGGCUGUCCUUGACGAUCAAUUUUUAAUCUUUUAAUUUGAAUUCCUUUGGAUUGUUUUUUACAGUUUUAUCGUUGAUCUAUACCUUAUUGCAUUUUUUAGUUUUUGUUUUUAAAUAAAGAUGUCAAAAUAUGA
Saccostrea echinata is the source of this 625-nucleotide messenger RNA. RefSeq lists its product as uncharacterized. Gene Ontology annotation, molecular function: calcium ion binding. The record is from RefSeq and is a predicted model, not a curated record. The coding region runs from base 116 to 505 and encodes 129 amino acids. NCBI's taxonomy places the organism in Eukaryota, Metazoa, Mollusca, Bivalvia, Ostreida, Ostreidae. The transcript has 4 exons.